This is a messenger RNA of Acanthopagrus latus (yellowfin seabream), 1015 nucleotides long. Its product is annotated as odorant receptor 131-2-like. Gene Ontology annotation, molecular function: G protein-coupled receptor activity. Gene Ontology annotation, biological process: G protein-coupled receptor signaling pathway. Bases 98 to 1015 code for a protein of 305 amino acids. The transcript has 3 exons. The record is from RefSeq and is a predicted model, not a curated record. Lineage: Eukaryota; Metazoa; Chordata; Actinopteri; Spariformes; Sparidae. Gene Ontology annotation, cellular component: membrane.
UUCAGUUCCAAAUAACAAUACAUUCAUUCAUCAUUUCACUUUUCAUCUUUUAAGAUGAUGCACUGAACCUGGGCCUGAGAUCUUUAGCAGUCAAGACAUGAACGUGUCAACGGCCAAUGUGACUGUGGUUAUAGAGUAUCGGGACUCCUUCGCCAAAGCUGUGACCAAGAAUGUGAUUGUUGUGGUUCUCAGCAUUUCCAUCAACUACAUCAAUGCAGGCCUCAUUCAAACCUUUUGCAAACACCAGAUCUUCAACAUGAAUCCUCGGUAUAUACUUUUCAUUCACCUGGUGGUCAACGACAUGAUCCAAGUGACUCUGACCGUCAUGUUGUUCAUCAUCAGCUACACCAUCUACAAAAUAAAUGUUUCUGUCUGUUGCGUCUUUAUCCUACUUGCUCUUUUCACCACUGAAAACACUCCUCUGAACCUGGCCUGCAUGGCGGUCGAGUGCUACAUCGCCAUCUGUUUCCCCCUCCGCCACGUGCAGAUCUGCACCGUCAAGAGAACUUUAAUGCUGAUUGGUCUAAUCUGGGUGACAAGUUUGUUGUCUGUGCUUCCUGAUCUGUUCAUCACCUUGGCCAUGCAACCGCUGGACUUCUUUCAUUCCCGAGUCUUCUGCCUCAGGGAAACUACUUUUCCAAAUCCCCAUAUUCUCAAGAAGAGGGACAUUACCUAUAUUGUGUAUCUGGUUAUAGUCUGGAUGGUCAUCUUUUACACAUACUUCAGAAUUCUGUUCACUGCACAAACGGCUAGCAAGGACGCUAAAAAAGCCAGAAACACAAUCAUCCUCCAUGGUUUUCAGGUGCUGUUGUGUAUGGCAAUAUAUGUAGAACCCCUGUUAAAACAAGCUCUGUAUGAGUGGUUUCCAAAGAAUUAUUCAGACUCCUUGUUUGCAUGUUACAUCAUUGCACAGAUGCUGCCAAGAUCAAUUAGUUCAAUCAUCUAUGGCAUAAGAGACAAGACUUUCAGGAGGUACCUGAAAAGGAAUCUGUUUUGUAAGGUGAGCCGACAGUAA